CCGACUGCACCUAAAGAAGUCGGUCAACGUUGGGUUUGAAAUAUGGCUGUGACGGUUGGGUAGUUGUGUAUGUCCGUGUUCAUGCAAAAUCACGUUCAGCAAGUAUAUACUUCCCAUUCUGCGUGAUUGCGGACGCCACCAAGAAGGCAGGCUGGAUCGGAUUGUGGUGUAGAACAAACGAGUGGCCAUGAUAGUUCAAGAGCCGGUUCAGGCAGCCAUAUGGCAUUGUCUGAAUCACUAUGCCUUCUCGGAUGCCAUCUUUCUCGCAGAGCGGCUUUAUGCAGAAGUGCACACGGAUGAGAGCCUGCAUCUUCUAGCCACUUGCCACUACCGCGCGGGGAACAAGGUCUCGGCAUACAAGCUGUUGCGCUCACGCGGGUGCCGCUCGCCCCAGAGCCGCUUCCUCUUGGCGCGCUGCUGCAUCGAUCUGCGCAAGUUUGCCGAGGCAGAGUCGGCACUCGAUGGCGAUGUCGGCCUGUCGUCGCGCUGCUCAGCGAAAGGAGGUCUGGAUGAGACGGUCACAGCAUUUGGAGAUUCUGCCUCCUUUGCCCUGGGCCUGCUGGGACAACUUUGUUCAAAAACGGAGCGUGUUGGUCGUGCUACAGAAGCCUACAAGAAAAGCCUGAAGCUCAACCCAUUCCUCUGGUCCUCAUAUGAGUCACUCAUUAACCUAGGAGAAUCGCCAAACCCAACGGAAAUAUUUAACGUCUCAUCUCUUGAAAACUUUAGUUUAUGCCAAGGGAGCAAUCCUCUUGUCAACUUUGUAAAUAAGACCAACAUCGACAGCGUCGCAGAUGACAUAAAGGUGGUUGGUGGUCAGGGGACAGGUCUGGUCGCACAAGCUGCGGGCAAAGUGUCCGUGCUGCCACUGUCGACGGGUUCGACACCACCGUCGCAGGCACCACUGCUGGUCAUGCGUUCGACAAUGACGCCAGGCACGCCCCAGCAGUCAUCUCUAGACGUCACCCCUCUAACCAUCAUGACAAGCACUCCAGAGUUGCCAGCUCAGGAGAGCAUCCCUGGUAUCUGCCUGAGUGGUAAAGGCGGCAAGCAAGCACAACCGUUUUCAGCCAUCAAGGCUGUACGCAGCGUUUUCGCAGGAGGAGCCCUGAGUCCACUCUCAGCAUCGUUUGGUGUGCUACCUUUGGCAAACUCCACGCCCGGCUCUGCGCCUCCAACAGCCAUUAGUGGCAUGCUUGCCUAUGUCACACCCACUUCACAGGGCAUUUUAGACACCAUCUCCAAGGAAACCUGCCCUCCAGUCAAAAAGAACCUUGCGAGGAAGCCUCAGGGACUGAACACCCCAAAGGUUCAAAUAUUCAGCCAGUCAAGUAACAACAACUUGCUGCAGACGCCACCGGUUCCAACCAGCUUUCCACCCAGUGGCUUGAGCAGCGUGCGGCGCAGCUCGCGCCUCUUCAGCAGCUCUAACUCGGUCAAGGAGAACAACAAGGGCAGCUCGUCGCCCAAGACCAUUCGGGGCCUGGCCGCCCGGCUGCCCUCGUCCAAGAAGAGCAAACCCUCCCGUGGGGCCCUGCGCACCAACACGGCCACCUCUGGCUCCAACAACACCAGUGCCAUCUCCGAGGGAGAGCUCAACGAGAUGAACAAGCCCGAGCCACCGCCUGUGUCCCUGGCCCAGACUGCACUCUGCAUGCAAAGGGCCUCUGCAGAGGGCCUGAUGCAGCUGCUACAAGACCUGGGGAAGGCACGCCUCUACCUCGGCCAGUACAAGUGUCGGCAAGCCAUCGAGACUCUGGAGGCCCUUCCGUCCCACCAGUACUCGACAGGAUGGGUGCUUGCUGCUUUGGGCAGGGCACACUUUGAGCUGGGGGAGUAUGACAAGGCUGCCCGUGCCUUCGAGACUCUCAGGUCCAUCGAGCCACACCGGCUACAGGGCCUCGAGUAUUACAGCACAGCACUGUGGCACCUGCAGAGGGAAGUGGGCCUCUCUGCACUCGCUCAAGACAUGAUGGAGUUGGACAAGACAGCACCAGAGACGUGCUGUGCGGCUGGCAACUGCUUCAGUCUGCAGAGGGAGCAUGAGACAGCAGUGCGCUUCCUGCAGAGGGCUGUACAGGCCGACCCGGACUUUGUCUAUGCAUACACGCUGCUCGGCCACGAGUUGACAGCCAUGGAAGAAAUGGAACAGGCUCUGUCUGCCUUCCGCAGUGCCAUGUUGGUCAACCCUCGCCACUACAAUGCCUGGUAUGGGGCAGGUAUGAUCUAUUACAAGCAGGAACAGUUUCAACUGGCAGAACUGCACUUCAAACGAGCGCUUCAAAUCAACCCACAGAGCUCCGUGCUUCUUUGUCACAUUGCAGUGGUACAGCACUCCCUGAAGAGGACAGACGAGUCUAUUCUAACUCUAAACAGGGCCAUUUCGAUGGAACCCAAAAACCCGCUGUGCAAGUUUCAACGAGCUACCAUCUUUUUCUCGGUGGAUCGCUACCAGGAGGCACUCAAAGAGCUGGAUGAACUGAAGCAGCUUGUGCCCAAGGAGUCACUAGUGUACUUCCUUAGUGGAAAGGUUCACAAAAAGUUGGGCAACACUCACCUAGCCCUAAUGAACUUCUCGUGGGCCAUGGAUUUGGACCCUAAGGGGGCCAACAACCAGAUCAAGGAGUCUAUUGACAAGCGCUUCAGCCACGAUGAAGAAGACAUUGCUGCUGUCCAACAACUGUCGGUUGACGACUCUGGGAGCAUCGAGUCCAAUCCCAUAGACCCGGAAUCAUCGCAUGGGAGCUCUGUAGCAGACCUGAACGACAUGCACCUCCAGUCAAUGGAAAGUGACGAAGGAUUCUAGUGCCAUACAUGCCGGCAGUUAGGCGUGAGAAACUGCGCUGUGCGUUGCUUUUUGGCAAUGUCUGCAAGAGACUUCGGUGUGUGAAUAUUUUGAGCAAAUGAGACGAGACCGGGCAGUUUUACCAAGAAACUGUAAUCGUUGCACUAUAAUGCACAUGAUUUUGUGAAGGGCCUCGUCCUGUGAAUUCAGUUGAUCUUGGUUCUCUAGGAGUCUUUCUCUCACAUGGGAAUGACUUUGUUUUAAUUAAGUUGUUUCGGUUGGUUGCAUCUUUUUUCGGUGUGCAUGUACCUGUGUGUGUGCGUGUUUGCGUGCAAUGUUGCCCCAUUUCCUCUGUGUGCGUUUCGAAAGAGCCAGGUGUAAUAUUGCUCACACCCUCGCACAGUUCAGCAUUUGUCGUGCAGGCAAUGCCAUAAUGUAUGCUUAGCACGGUACAGUUUCGUGGUUUUUUUUACCCGAUGCAUUUGAUUUUUUUUUCUCCUGAAAAGGCAAAACAACAAAGGGACAUGUUGAACUCGGAGGGGACUUAUGCUGUAUGGACGGAAUAGUGAGGUUUAAAAUGAGACACCUGCUUUUAGUCUGACACUUUCACAAAAGAUGCAAAGUUUUGUAUCUGGUUUGGGGACACUACUCUUAAAAAUUUUUUUAAAUUUCUUGAUCGAUUUUGAUGAAACUUGGCGACUUUAUGUAUAUCUGUGUGCUGAUUUCAAAUAUGCAAUUACUUUUCUAGUAUAUUGGGUAGUUUUUAAAAUACAAAUUUUUUAUGUGCCCAUUGGGGAGCAAAAUGUUUUCUAAAUUGAGAGAGUUACAAAGUAAAUCAGCAUAUCACAAUAAACCGGAAUCAGAACUGAGUGCAAUGCAACAAAAAUGGAUGUCCUAAACCCAUUUGAACAAAAGUUAUUUUAUAUUGAACGUUCACCACCGAGUCAAUUUCAAGCUGAGAUUUCACUCGUGAAUGUUCAACGUAUUGUAACUUUUGUUCCAAUGGGUUUAGAACAUCCAUUUUUGUUGCAUUGCACUCAGUUCUGAUUCCAGAUUAUUGUGAUCAGCUGAUUUACUUUGUAACUCUCUCAGUUUAGAAAAAAUUUUGCUCCCCAAUGAGUACAUCAAAUAUUUUAUAUUCUAAAAACUGCACUUUACACUAGACAAAUAAUUACAUAUUUGAAAUCAACACACAAAUGUACAUAAACUCAGGGAGUUUCAUCAAAAUCGAUCAAGAAAUAAACUUUUUUUCAAGUGCUCUGUCCCCCCUUAAGUUUGUCCUUUAGAGGUUUCAGCCUUAAAAAUCUACAACCUGACAUUGCCAUAAAAAAGUAACUCUUACAAUGCCGUAUGGCCCACGUAUCGAAUAGUUCCAUAUGAACAUGUGUUUUGUAUAUGAACUCUUGUAAAAGUCGGAUUACUGGAUAAAAGCGCUGCAGCGCAGGUAAGGUUUUAUUGUAGGGGUCGUGGCCACUCAGACUUUGUAUGAUAAAUUGCACGCCUCUGUAAAUUGCUUUGUGUCGCAAAAGUGAAAAGCCAAGAUAGGCCACAUGUCAUAGUCCUCAAGUGGACGCUUAAACACAUGCUGAACCCUGUACACUUUGCAUACACAGCACAGGUGUGUUCACAUUUUCCUGGAAACGCUUAACCACGAGUAAACACAAUAGAUGAAGGCUGUAAUAAUUGCCAACACUCCAGUGCCCCCCUCUGCUUUUGCGUGACAGGUCUAUCUGAGUACAUACAUCGGCAACAAAGCAGAGCUUUACUGCGGGAUGUGUUUUAUUGUUCUGCUGACUCGCACCGAUGUGGCUAUCAUUUCCUUUUAGACAUUUCUUGGCACAGUCUAACGUAAGACGUGCAAAUUCCGUACCAUGGUAGAUGCAAGUAUUGCAACAGCUGAAUUGACCAUAAACAUCUAGUAAAUUUCUGCAUGCACCUUUCUGAAGUGACAGUGUCUCCAGCAUUUUUCAAAGAUUUCUUGUGCUUUUUAUUUGUACUAAUUGGUUUGGCUUUUGAAAGUUGCUUAUUAUUGAGCACUGCAAGCAUUUCUUAUUUUUUAAAGCUGCCAUUAGACGCCAGUAGUCCUGAAAGAAGCUGCCAUGAAAUCUCCGAAAAGUUCCCCCAUGUGCUUUACGUAGACAUGCUUGUGGGGUAAUUCGAACCAAAGUUCAGUGCUGGAAGCAUGUGUGUUGUUGUUCCAUGCUACAACACUCUGGUUUGAACAAAAGCAGGCUCUAGUUCAGCACUAGCAGUGAGACUUGCAUCAUCCUAAUUAGUUAUUUUGUCAACAUGUUAUCGUUAAUGAAACGCUGCCAUCAGUAAGGAAAUUAGGAAUUACACAAAAGUGCUGGAAACAUUGUUUUACAUGAUAAAGAUUACAAAUAAAAGAUCCCAUGGGCAAUUCACUGGUUAAAAAAGUUCACUAGAAUGUAGCUUGUAGUAUUUGCAUUUGCCUACUUGGGCUCUGCCUUGUCGCACUGUCAUCUAGCUCAAUUUAGAAGUGAAGGGUCGGUGUUAGCCAGUCAUACACUCAAACCUCAUUAUAACAAAGUCGCAUCUGCCACGAAAAUAACUUCGUUAUAUCCGAAAAUUCGUUAUAGACGUUUAUUUGUAACACUGUAGCUAUUACAAGACUAUUCCUCAUUUACCUCGUUAUAACCGAUAAUUCGUUAUAUCCGUGUUCGUUAUAGCGAGGUUUGAGUGUAGUUCAACAAUGCUCCAUAUUGUCGUACUACUCAACCUGCUUAUGCUGCCGUUUUAUGGGAUGCCUCCUCAGCACACUGUAAAAAAGUAUUGCUGCAUAUUUGUAUCUACUAUUUCCGACGUCGAUCCGAGCAUUCUUGCAUAGCUUCUAUGUGCAGAGGGGUCCCACUGUUAAAGAGAACACAUGGGCAUGGAUCACAUGCAACCUUUUAUCCACGUGUGUUUUGGAAGGCCUGGGCUAUGUAAUUGCAAACCAUACUGCGUACACGUAUUGGCUGUGUAGGUGACCUCACCAGCCAAUCUCUCUGCGUAGACCAUCUUGCAGCCCUAUUUAAAUGUUGCCAUACAUUCUUUAAAAGGCAUGUUAUCUAUAGUCGGAUAGAACUUAAGAAGUCGGGAGAGGCCCCGCCCAGACAACCGAAGCGCGGCAGCUGAUUGCCUCCGCGACUAAAGAAAUAGUCCCGCUCAUGCACGCACCGAUGUUUUCCGAAAGCGGAGCCACCGGCCGUCCCGCUCAUGACGUCAGUCCCGAGUGCGCGCCCAUUGGUGCAGGCUUGUGUUCAUCCGCCUUUGAUGGCGAAAUGCCGCUGACUUCUAAAGUUGUAUCUGACUAUAAUGUCAUGUAAAAAGACAACUUCAUUGGAUGUAGGCUCAAGCAACCAACCGAUCUUUUUCGAGGGAGAUGUUUGAAGCCAGCCAGCUUUAAUGUGAGGUUACCUUCUUUACCAAUGCUUGUAUGUAGUGUGAUUUGUCGAUGUGCCACUUGGCGUCACUUCAGACAAUGUACGGAAGCGGGUACUCCCUCUAGCCUGUGCGCCUGCAUACAGUGUCAACAAUGCUCCUCCUUCAUGCUGCAACUGGAGCUUUGGCAGUUUGGGCCAGCAAGCGCAUGUUUGCAUUAGCAGUAAGCUGCUUUCCACAUUGUAACGUCUUUUUACUAGUACUCUGUUGCUAACCGGUGACAACUGCAAAAGAAAGGGCGGUUAUUUUAACACAUGCUUCGAAAGUGAUAUAAUUGGAACGUGAGCUAACGAAACUCCCGAGUUUGUGUGCAUUUAUAUUUGCAUUGCGAGGCUGACACCCAUUGGCCGUCACUUUACUGCCAGUAGAUGCAGUUAGUGUUGCAUUGUUUCUUCACAUUUUUCUAAAUUUUGAAACUUUUUAGUUUCAAAAUGGGAAGCUUUGAAAAUGUUCGUGUGAAGCUGCACAAGUGUUCUGUGGUUUUACGCUUUUCUCAUAAAUGGGCAGGAAGGUGUUUUGAAGGCAAGUUUUUUUUUUAGGAGACUGAAGUCAUUUUAGAGUGGCUAAAUAACUGUGACUGUAUAGCACAUGUUAGUGUGGUGAAAAUAGUGCCCCUUUUCCUUCGCCAUGAUGCAAUGAGCGAAUUGAAGUUUACAUAGGAUAUAUUGUAUAGCUAGUGUACAUAUAUUUUUGCAGGUCAUCACUUUUUUUUUCUUCUCAUUAAUUGUUGUUUCGAAAGACAUUCAGAGUGUGCAUUCUGUUGGCAACCUAAGUUCUUUUCUCACAUAAUUGUCGCUUGAAUUGUUGAUGUUUUUACGAUUCCUUGAGACAUGCCCUGUUUAUUUUUCUCUGCAUAUUGUUUUACUUUAUUUAGGAAAUGAAGUAAGUUUUUUUAUGUUUGCUAGGAUGCAUAUAUUUUUAUCUGUAUAUAAGCUUAAUAAAAACUGUAGUAAAAGCCAA
Rhipicephalus sanguineus (brown dog tick) is the source of this 7189-nucleotide messenger RNA. It is a transcript of the gene Cdc27, whose product is annotated as cell division cycle protein 27 homolog. The coding region runs from base 188 to 2806 and encodes 872 amino acids. Gene Ontology annotation, biological process: cell division. Gene Ontology annotation, molecular function: protein binding. The record is from RefSeq and is a predicted model, not a curated record. The transcript has 16 exons. NCBI's taxonomy places the organism in Eukaryota, Metazoa, Arthropoda, Arachnida, Ixodida, Ixodidae.